AGCAACAUAUCAAUUUUAUAAUGCAAGAAUGCUAAAAAGAGAGUGAACGGCUGAUGACUGGGCCGGUUCUCGCACUAACUCGGUGUGGCUUGCGUGCGUGAUGGCUCCUUAUGUGCUGACAGUAUCACUACCGGUAGAUAACUACUUGGGCAUAGCCAGCAGGCCGACCAUAGGGGGCGAAUGUAGCGAAACUCUUGUGGCCAGCGACCGAAGCCUUCGACCCCUGACUGGUGGAGACGGUCACCGCGGACUGGGACUUGAGGCUCCCAUUCAGCUAUGGAAUACUGCUGGUGUUCAGCGGUCGACUUACAAGCCGCUCCAUGGAUUUGCGGACCCGGUGUGGGACCGCUAUUCCGCCUCUCUCUUCGUCAUCUGUGGUUUCGCCGUGUGCCGGGUGGUGGGCGACGUUGUGUCGGUGGUGGCAGGUCGGACCGACCAGCGCGGCAGCGACGACGGCGCGGCCGAGGCGCGAUUCUCCUGCGCCUCCUGGCUGGUAUCGGCGGGCGCGGGUGUGUUGUACUGCAGCGACGGGAAACGGAUCCGGCAAAUCCAGCUGCCAGAGAGCGUUGCCACACCCGCCAGGCGGGGGCUGUCGUUGGCUGCGGACUCGGCGGCCGCGCCGGCGGCCGUGUCGGCGGCUGUGUCGGCGGCCGUGUCGCGGGCGGCGGCGGCGGGCGUGUGUCAGGAUGCAGAUGAAGGCAGGGCGACAGGCGGCGGUGGAGGAGGAGGAGGGACAGGAGGAGGCGCGGGGUCGACGGGGGCGGAGGGAGAGGGGGCGUGGGUGGCCACCCUGCCCCUGGAGACCCCCUCGCCAAUCUGCGGCCUCGUGUUCGUGCCGAGUGGCGGUGGCGGCAGCGGCAACAGCAACGCCAGCAGCAGCGGCGACGGCGGCGGAGGCGGCGGAGGCGGUGGAGGCGGAGGCAGGGGGCAGCAGCGCAGCUGGGGUCACGGCGGCAAGGGCGGUGGCGGCGGCAGCGGUCCCUGCAGCAGCGAAAGCAAUGGCAGCAGCGGCGGUUCCGAUGCUCAAAGCGGCGGCAGUCUCAUUUGGGCGACAAGCACGGCCCUUUAUGUGCUGCCGCUGGCGAGUGCGACUGCCGUUCCGCGGCCGGCGGCGUCAACGGCGCUGCGGCCGCGGGGUGAGCCGUCAGGCAGCCAGCCGGGGUCUCGAGACGCCUCGCCGCCGCCGGUGGGCUGCCGGGCGGCAGCGGCUCCUACCACUGCCGCCGCCGCCGCCGCCGCCAAUCCCGCGGCAGCCGCCGCCGCCGCCGGUGUUGUGGGACCCGUGGGUCGUGGCGGGGCGCCUGCGGCUCCCGUGACCGCUGCGGCGGUGGCAGUGGCUUCUGCGGCCUCCGUUGCGGCGGCGGCGCAUGCGGCGGCGGUAGCGGCGGGGCCCGUACUGCAGCCGCAGCCGCUGGCAGGGCGGGAGGGGCGGCCGGGGUGUGUGGAUGGGCGGGGGCUCAAGGCACGGUUUCGUGACAUCGGCGGUCUGACCAUGGAUGUCUCGGGUGCCAUCCUGCUGGUGGACCGGGAGGAUGAGCAGGGCACCGCCUCGUGCGUGCGGCGCGUGGCGCGCGACGGCACCGUCACCACCCUUGUGGCGGGUCUGGAGGGGCGGCUGGCGCGGCCCGCCAUCCUGCCCAACGGCUACCUGGCCCUGGGCUCCCACUACGGCGAUACGCUGCUCCUGCUGGAUAUGGGCCUCACGCCCGUGCCGCUGCACGGCGGGUUUGGCGGCGGGCUGGGCUGGGGAAGCGGCGGCGGCGGCUCGUGCGGCGGCGGUGGCGGCGGAAUGGGCAUGAUGGGGGCGAUGGGGAUGGGGAGGACGGGGAGUGAGGGCUGGCUGACGGCGGCGGCAGUGGAGCUGUCGCGGCCGCCGCGCACGCUCUUCGGUGACCUGGGCGCGCUGCUGGACGCGCAGCCCGAUGACACGUCGGACCUGGUCAUUCGCGUGGGCGAGCGGCGCUUCCAUUGCCACCGACUCAUCCUGUCCACACGCUGCGACUACUUCAAGCAGCGCCUGGCGGCGGGCGGCGGCUUUGCGGACGCGCGCGCGGCGGAGCUGGAGCUGCCGGACGCGGACGCCGACGCCUUCGCGCUGCUGCUGCGCUGGCUGUACACGGGCGGCGCGGCCAUUCCGCCCGCGCUGGCGCUGGCGGUGGCGGAGCUGGCGGACCGGCUGCUGCUGCCGGAGCUGUGUUUGGCGGCGCAGGGGCGGCUGAUGUCGGGGGUACAGCCCAGCACCAUUGCGACGGCACUGCUGUGGGCGGACGCGCGCGCGCCGGCGUCCGUGCGGCUGCGGGUGGAGCUCAAGGCAUGGUACGUGGCGCACUACACCGAGGUGCGGCGUGUGGCGCCCGAGGGCAUCAUGCGAAUCAUGAUGGCCAGCCCCGCCCUGGCUCUGGAGCUCAUGGACGCAACACACGAGGCGGCGCGGCAGCAGCACAAGUAGGGGAGGGUUACAUUCAUGAUUAUUAAGAAGUGAAGGGGGGGUGGACACAUGGAGGUAUGGAUGGAUGGUGGGAACGGCUUGGCCCGCAGCGCCACACAGUGAUGCGUGGCUGUGGCAGGGCCGGCGCCGGGGCCGGGGCGGGGGCCAUGUUUUCUUCGACGUCCAAGGCAUCCGAGCUUUGCAACAUUGUGGCAAAGUAGGGAUUAGGAUUUUUAUGGCUAGCACUGUGGACAGAGGGCUGGCGUACGGUACGCACAAGUACCUGCACAUGUUGAAAUUGGUGGCUGCCGAUUGGCAUGCUUGCAUGUGCGGGGGUGGCAGUGACUGUAACCGCCCGCCGCGAAAUAACGUUUAGCUGCUCGGGCAUUGGCGACGGCAUGCUGCGACUCGGGUUGUGAGGACGGUAGGCCUUCGUGGCUGGUUGGGUCGUAGCAUCGUACCGUCCCGGGAGUGCGCCACCCAGGGUCUUGCGGGCCACGUGGGGGUGUGGGAACCAUUAACAGAUAGGCUGAAGGGCCGCCCUUGGACGGCUGUCGCCAGGGCUCGUUGAGCUGUGUGCUGGGGCAGGUCAAUGACGGCGGCGUCGGCGGCGGUGUGGGCGCCAGUGAAAACGGUAUUGCAAGAUGGAGCACUUGCGCAUCGGUUUUGCACGUAUGCAUGUAUGUAUGGGUAUUGAUCAUGCUUGAGUUGUUGCCUUGCUGAUCGAUUGGUAGCUGCAGGGUGCUGGGAGCGUUGUUGGGUUGGAUGAGCGCGGACUGGCGGACUGGCACCAUUUCCGUUCCUGGGUGGCUCUUUGACGGCGUUGGUGGUACGGUAUGGAGGUGUCGAGGUGGUGUUGGCAAGGUGGGCCGUUCGGGCGCAAGGGCAAGGGCACCGUAUGGCUUACAAGCGGCCAUAAAACACCCAAGGUGUCAUCCUGAGGUGUCAUCCUGAGGCAGUGAGAUCCCUCCACGACGGUCCUCCUGGAAACUGUAUUGGAUUCUGGAAAUCAGCUGCACCCUGCGGGACUUUACCAACCUGCCUUG
Messenger RNA from Chlamydomonas reinhardtii, 3474 nucleotides. RefSeq lists its product as uncharacterized. Gene Ontology annotation, molecular function: protein binding. Gene Ontology annotation, cellular component: ubiquitin ligase complex; cytoplasm. The transcript is spliced from 5 exons. NCBI's taxonomy places the organism in Eukaryota, Viridiplantae, Chlorophyta, Chlorophyceae, Chlamydomonadales, Chlamydomonadaceae. The coding region runs from base 101 to 2449 and encodes 782 amino acids. The record is from RefSeq and is a predicted model, not a curated record.